Aspergillus homomorphus CBS 101889 is the source of this 1014-nucleotide messenger RNA. Its product is annotated as transaldolase. The record is from RefSeq and is a predicted model, not a curated record. The transcript has 7 exons. Gene Ontology annotation, cellular component: intracellular anatomical structure. Gene Ontology annotation, biological process: carbohydrate metabolic process; pentose-phosphate shunt, non-oxidative branch. Bases 1 to 1014 code for a protein of 337 amino acids. NCBI's taxonomy places the organism in Eukaryota, Fungi, Ascomycota, Eurotiomycetes, Eurotiales, Aspergillaceae. Gene Ontology annotation, molecular function: transaldolase activity.
AUGACCGACACUACUGUGAACGUUCUGGUGCAUCUUCGGUCUAGAACCCAGGUCGACUUGGAUAGUUUGGAUCUUAAAGCGGCCCGUAACGGAGGGCCCGAUGGGCCUUGGGUUGACGCGACUUCUAAUCCCGCCGAGUCAUACUUUCAACUCGAGAAAGAAGAAAACAAAGACAUCGUUUCCCAAGCAAUCAAGAUCUGUGAAGACAUCCAUGGCCGUUACUUCGGAAUUACCCUCGCAGAACUCCGAGUUGAGGUCGCUACUGUUCUACUGGCUGUCCGAGUAAUCCCCUACAUCACUGGCGCCGUCCAUGUCAUGGUCAAUCCCUGCCAUGCAUUUUCAACCACGAAAGUAAUCCAGACGUGCCAGCGGUACCAUGAGAUCUUCAAACACGUCGACCCGCAUUUCGAUCUUUCGCGCGUGGUAAUCAAGGUCUCUGCCACCUUCGAAGGGCUGAAGGCCUGCCAUGCCCUGAAGGCACAAGACAUCAAGACGCUGGCCACCACCGUCUUUACGAUGGAGCAAGCAGUCCUCGCGGGUGAAGCGGGCUGUGUCUCAAUUUCUCCUUUCGUGCAUGAGCUCAAGGCAGGAUUUGAUCCGACAUACAAAGACCAAGAUCCCUUGCUGAACCUCUGUGUUCAAGUCCAAGAGUACUUCACCCAGCAUAAUAUCUCCACUAGAGUCAAGGCGUGCAGCUGCAUGUCCAUCAACGAGAUUCUGCAGCUCAGUGGCGUAGCCGCCCAUACAAUCCCGCCCGAGGAUUUGGAGAAUCUGGCAUCGAUGAAUGAGACGGUCGCAUCACUCGAGUCAAAGUCCUUGUUCAAAAGGAAGGCUACGACGGCAGAACAGCAGGCUCGUCGAAGCUAUAUUGACGAUGAAGCAGGCUACCGUGUGCAGUUUGCAGCCAGCGAUGGGGGGCGCGGACAGACUCGUUUAUAUCAGGCUAUUGCUAUCUUUGCGGAUUUCCAACACAAAGUCGAGAUGUUAAUGAAUGAGAGCAGGGACAGUUCGUGA